Patella vulgata (common limpet) is the source of this 1442-nucleotide messenger RNA. Its product is annotated as cdc42 homolog. The transcript is spliced from 4 exons. Gene Ontology annotation, biological process: small GTPase-mediated signal transduction. The record is from RefSeq and is a predicted model, not a curated record. Gene Ontology annotation, molecular function: GTPase activity; GTP binding. NCBI's taxonomy places the organism in Eukaryota, Metazoa, Mollusca, Gastropoda, Patellidae. Bases 202 to 780 code for a protein of 192 amino acids.
AGCCGAAACACCCACUCGACAACACUAUAUCUAAGCUGAUAACUUUAAAUAAUCACUAUAUUUAGCUAUUGUUAAACAUGAUAAAUGAUUUCACGACAGUUUGGUAAGAGAAUUACUUUAUGAAAGGAUCGAAUAAGGACAUUUAAUUUACGUUUGUGUACAUCAAGCCUAUAGUUUCCAUCAUUUUACAACGUGUAUAAAAUGGUAUAUGAUGAUAAAAUUAAAUGUGUUGUGGUUGGUGAUGAUUGGGUUGGGAAAACCAGUAUGUUAUUGGGCUAUGCUACAAACAGAUAUCCAACUAAACAUGUACCUCCAGCCUUCGAUAACUAUGCAGGAAGUUUGAAAAUAGGUGGACGAAAAAUAAAUUUGAAUAUUAUGGAUACUUUGCAGCAGGAAUGCUGUUCGGAAUUACGUCAUAAAAGCCUCGUGGACACUGAUAUUUUUCUUGUAUGCUUUUCGGUGGUACAACCGGAAUCGUUGACCCACGUCAGACAGCAUUGGUUACCACACAUAAAAAAGAUGGCGCCUUCCAUACCGUUCAUUUUAGUGGGGACAAUGGCGGAUUUACGUCAGGCAGACGUGGUUUUAAACGAUCUCAGUGAAAGUGGACAAAAGGUGAUAAGUCAGCAGGAUGGUGAAGAAAUGGCACAAGCAUUAGGUGCUUCGUGUUACGUUGAGUGUUCGCCGGAUGUGGAGAAGAACGUUCGCCGUCUUUUAAAUAAUGCAUUAACAUCUGUGAUACGAAACAACACACCCAGUAACCAGUGCACGAUAUUGUAGAAACCCAAACUCCGUUAACAUUUUGAAAAGAAUGGUUUGCGCAUACCUGGCUUUUACUGGAAUGUCUUUAGAAUAGAACAAUUACAUUUCAGUAAUUUUCAAACCAAGAUUCAGAAUACUGAACCAGCACUUUUGUCAAAUCAAACAAAGACUGAAUAAUUAUGUAAUGUCUUUUCAACCCCGUGAAACAACGAUCAGUUACAAUAGUGACACCUGGUGACAAUAGAUACAUAUGACAAUAUGAAACACCAUUCAAGUAUGAGAUCGAAACCACGCCACGCGCUCAAUGACAGACCCUAAGAUGUGAAGCGUACACGUAAGACCACGCAAUCAUCCAGUCCGACGUAGUUACCAAAGAAUGUUAAUAAUGUAUAUAUUUGUACAUAGACUUGUAGAUAUGGACUACAUGGUCUUAUAAUGGGUGGGAUGAAAUACCAGUAUUGACUUUUAGGGAUUUGAUGACACCAAUUGACCGGUCAACAUGGCAUAAGGAUAUUAUUAAAGAUAUUGCAAUUUGUUUAUUAUUUACAAUUAUUUGAUUUUAUAUUUUUUAUUAAAAUUUUAUCUAUUAAAAUUUAUCUAUUAAAAUUUAUUUAUUAAAAUGUAUUUAUUAAAAUGUAUUUAUUAAAAUUCAUUUAUUAAAAUGUAUUUAUUAACAUUUA